AUGUGCGUCAGCCUGGGCCUCUCGCAGGAAGAGGCCUCUCGUCUCUUCGCUCGCUAUCGGGAGGUGACCAUCCUGAACGUGACAGCAGCUGAGAAGGCGCCGACUCAGCGGGAGUUGGCGAAGGUGAAGCCCACAAGACCUGCACCUAGUUUACGCAGAGCUGUUCACGGCGCGGCGCCGUCGAUUCGGUGCGUGCGCUGUACCAAGCAGGAGGCCGUGCUGCAAGCAGUGACCAUUGCCUCCCAGCAUGAAGGUUGGGGUCGCAAAUGGAAUGAGUGCCAGUACUCCUGCGUCAGCUGCCACCUGCCGAUUCUUCGUGAAGCUCACGUGAACUGCUGCAAAACGUGCAAGCUCUUCUGGCAUCAGGAUUGCGCGAAAGCGAAGCAGCUAUACACUGCGGCACGCAGGGCCUCUGCUGUCAAAGCCAAGAACAAGAAGGCAUCGCCAGCGCCGCCCAUGCCAGCACCGGCGCCGGAACCAGCCCGCAGCACGCGGAGUAGUGCCGUGCUGCCCAGAGCCUCGACUGUGCAGCCUACAGGGGUGCCUGUUCCCAGCAAAGUCUUCGCCUACGCACCGCUGGUGCGAACCGUCACCGUGCCCGGCACCAAAGUCGAGAUUGGGGCGGCCACGCAGCGGACGCGGAAGGCUUACAUCCCUCUCCAGGCGUGGAACUUCCGCGUGCCACCCCGGAAGAUUCAGACUGCGGCGCUAACCCGGUUAUCGGAACCGCCCCUCACGGCCACGGAGGAGCUCGUGGAGAACACCGAAGGCCUCCCUGGGCGGGUGGAGCGCCGCGCGGAUCUGGAUCGCCACGGCAAAUACCGCGCAGCACUCCGACCAGUCUUCGACAGAGAGAUUCAGACUCUCAUCCGUCGUCGACCCCCUCAAGCCUGGGAGCUGCAGCAUCCCUUCGCUAAAGAGGUGGAGGAGGACAAGGCCAUCGCAUCCGUGGCAACUCAAGGAUCCAAGGGAAAUGAGAGCAAAGGCUUUCAGCGCCUUCAAGAAGACUUUCUGAGGACCCACGGGCACCAGAUUAAGGAGCAACUCUCUUCGGUCUUCCAGGGACCGAUCAGCAUCAAGCACGCCGAGGUCGGCCGCCCAGCCCAGGAGCGCUUCAUGGAUGCCAUGUCCGAGGGCUAUCCGCUGCUCCCAGCCUUCCACGGCUCGCAAGCCGAGAACUAUGCUUCGAUCUGCUCACGUGGUUUGCUGAUUCCCGGCCGCGGCAACGAGUUAAAAGUUGUCAACGGCUCGGUGCACGGUCGCGGGAUCUACACCGCCGACCUCCAGAAUCCUAGGCUGUCUGCUGGCUUCUGCACGGAUCCCAAGAUGCUUGUUUGUGGCGUCCUAGACGAUUCUCAACACCUCGCAGCGAGCAGGACUCUCGGCAACCACCAGCUCAAAGCUGAGUCUCAGGCCAUCAAGCACGUUGGAGACGCCAUCGUGGUCUUUGAUGAGAGACGGGUCGUUCCCCUGUUCCAGGCCUCGGGCAGUGCUUUCCAGCAUCGCCACUGCUCAGCUCCGCUUCCGACGACCGUAGGUCCUUCCCAAGUGUUGGGCAACUGGGCCCCGAAGCGAGCGGCGGCAAGCUACAAUCCGAACCAGGACCUUAUCCACAACGGCAUCAUCACUGCAGGAACUGACAAGGUCUUCCAUGUCCGCACACGUCAGAUGGCAUACUUGCCUCCGACGCCGCUGUCGUCCAGCGAUGCGACCCAGAGGAAGCGCAUCUACGAGCGCAAGGUGCGGAACCAGCGCAUCAAGGUCCUCCGGGAGAUGAAAGUGGAACAGGACGAAAGCCUUAUUCUCGUAGUCCGAAUGCUCGAGCGGCAAGUCAGCGCGAGCACGCCCAAUGCAAAGGGCAGGCCCGAGAUGUUGAAGGAGAAGGCCGGAAGCGGUGGCCCUUCUGGCGCUGCAGCUGUGACGGCUUUCUUGCAAGUUGAAGCGCGGAAGGCCUUCAACCAAAAGCUCGAGAUGGUUGAGUCUACUGGGCCAGGAUUGACGGCAAUGGUCACACGACAGGUGCUACUGAUGCAGCUGGACCAAUUUUGGCAGCAGCACCUGAAGAACAUGGACUUCAUGAAGACGGGCGUGACAUUACGCGCCUACGGUCAAAAGAACCCGCUCACCGAGUACAAGCUCGAGGGCUACCAGGUCUUCCUCAAGAUGAUGUCGAAGAUCAGGAGGAACGCCUUGUACAACAUCUUCCUAUUCCAGCCCAGGAAGCUGACGCCCAUGACUCGUGACCGUGUGAAGUCGAUGAUCCCGAACCGUGAGACACGUCGAAAGCAAAUGGAGGAGUUCAAGAAGACGGAUGCAUACCAGUUGGAGAAGGAAGCUCGAGGCCUUGUCCAAGAGAAGGGCGCCGCGGCGCGCAGCAUGAAUCUGGCCAGGCUUUCGCUGAACAUUCGCCAAGUUCUCGAAGCCCGGGAAGGCUUGGGUGAGCUCGCCUUGGCAUCUUUCUCCGAGCUGAAGGAAACCUUCGCACGUGCCGGCCUGCUCAUGCUCGGAGAUCAGCUCAUGUGGGCGCAGGCUUGCAGCGAGUUUGAGCUGCUCGAGGACGAGCUCGAGGGUGAAAUUUACAUCGGCCUCGUUGGCCGCGCUGAGCCGCAGAAGGCCCAGGCACCCGCAGCGCCGAACGCACAGAGCGCAGAGGAGAUGGAGCUCUUCGAGGAGAGACAGCGUGAGGCUCAGAAGCUCUUCGAGGGCGCGCAACAAGAUCCGAACUUCAUGCAGACUCUGGCGGCCUUCUCCGACCGGCCUGAGCUCUUCCUGAAAGAGCUGAAGGCUGCCUCUCAAGAACAAGGCUGGACCCGGGAAGACGUGCAGAAGAUGAAGGAGACCUAUGCCAUGAUGGGAAUCAACGUCGAGAUCAUGCUCCAGGAGAUGAAGGCUUCGGCCGAGCAGCUGCCACCAGCUCAGAGAGAGCUUAUCGACUACAUGCAGCAGCUUCUGCAGGACCCAGAUGCCGUUCUGGCCGCUGCAAAGCAGGAGGCCGAAGUGGCAUCUGAGGAGAAGGUGGACGCGUGA
Molecule: messenger RNA, 3027 nt
Organism: Symbiodinium sp. CCMP2456
Lineage: Eukaryota; Dinophyceae; Suessiales; Symbiodiniaceae
Source: the annotation of a GenBank genome assembly